This is a messenger RNA of Blastocystis hominis, 801 nucleotides long. RefSeq lists its product as hypothetical. Gene Ontology annotation, biological process: RNA processing. The transcript is spliced from 4 exons. The record is from RefSeq and is a predicted model, not a curated record. Gene Ontology annotation, molecular function: protein binding; RNA nuclease activity; RNA binding. Bases 1 to 801 code for a protein of 266 amino acids. NCBI's taxonomy places the organism in Eukaryota, Bigyra, Opalinata, Blastocystidae.
AUGCAGGAUAUCCGAGAGAAUCUCCGGAAGGCGAGCAAGCAAGUAUCGGAAAAGUGUUUCGAAGAGGCUGUCCAGACCUUAGAGCAAGUUGUCAUUGAUAGCAAGAACCAAGAGUAUGUCGGGGGUAAAUUCUGUGCAUAUAAGCAUUUAGGAGAUUUAUAUUGUAAAAUGGGACGGAAUGAAGAUUCGAUCCGUUGUUUUCGAGAAGCUGAUGGUUGCUUACUCACAUCUUAUCUAAAUGAACCGCUCAUUCGAGAAGCUGCAGAAAAUGUUUGGACUUCGCUAUGUUCUCUCACGGAAAAUGACCCAUCUAUGAAAGAAGAAUAUACUAAAGCAAAAAAAAAGAUUGAUUCCCUCACUCAGAAACCACAAGAGCCGCCAUCGAACGAUUACGAUACCAUCAUAUCGAGCCAGGAGCGCUCUUUCGAAACGUAUGAUUCCUUCUUCCGUGCUUGUAAAAAGAAUUCCAUGCGGCAGGUAAUCCGCUAUAUCCAUCAAGGUCUUGAUCUCAACUUUGUCAAUCCACAAACCAAGUAUACAGCGCUGCACCAAGCUUGCUGGUAUGGUCACACGGAUAUUGUAAUGCUGUUGUUGCAGCAUGGAGCCGAUCCAUCAAUAAAGAAUGCCUAUGGAGAAACGGCACGAGACAGUGCUCUGCUGUCUAAAAAAGAGAAAGUCGUAGAGAUUCUGGAUCGGGUUGAAAAGGAGGGAGUUGCAUGGAUUGCUCCCUGUAAGGAGUGUUCGAAAAAUGCAUUAGUUGUUUGUUGUAACAAUCAAAGAAAUUCACUAUCGCUAGAAUAA